CAUCCCACGUACGAGUACCAUACCGUACAGCAGCAAGAGAAUUGUAGUGACAGAUGUCUUUGACAGCAGAGAGAAUUUGGUGCGCAUUCGAAAAACGCGCGAUGAUUCAUUCGUUCUUCGUGAUGUCUCUGAUGUUACGUACCCAUCACCAGCACUACGGUACCAAAUACGGUACUAGAAUCGUGGCGUUGAUGCGCGUCCAGUGAUGUCACAAAAAUGACCAAAUGGUUGUUUUCAAAAUUGUUGACCCUGCGUUCCUGCUCCAUGGCACCGUUAAAAAUGCGUGUUUUUUUGAAUUCGCCCGGGCUAACCCGUAGUAACAAAAGGCUACGUAUUUCUCAGCCAGUGAAAUGUCAGUCAGUUCCUCUCCCGAGAAAGGAAAUUUUCUGCUUCCUCGUACCGAUUACACGUCUGCCGUGUGACCUUGGCUUGUUGCCGAAAAUUACAGUACGUACGGUACGCUGACCUCUGUUUUCCUCUUCUCCUACCGACGCGACGAACGCCGUCCUUCUGAACUGUUCAAUUCAAGUGUACAGAGAAAACUACUGGUAGUACGACACUCGCAAGGGCAGCUGUAUUGAAGCGUUUCAAAAAUAAUGCAAGAAACGAACCCAACUUAUGUACGGGGACCAGUAGAACAAUACCACCUUGAUCACCAUCCGAGACGACGUGUAGUACAAUCUUGGCAGACAAGGAGGAACCGAAACCAAUACCAAAACACAGAAGCAUCGAGAACAGAGGAAGAAAAGAAUCACCGAUGGUUGCAACCUCAGACGAGGCCGAGAAGGACCUCAACCUGAUUUUCGAUUACGAUGAUGACGACGAGAGCUCGAUUCAGGAAAUGAUUCGCUCCACUUCCGGAUUGUUCGCCACGCUGGACAAAUUGACGAACGAGAUCGAAGAAGACCUUGUAUCGGCGGAAGGCACACCGUCUGUAAGCGGUAGUAACGAAUCGCMACCCUGCAACGAUGAAGAAGACGACGAUGAGUCGUAUUCGGACGACGAGGAAGCAGCAUACUCGGACGAGGAGGAUCCCGAUUCCGGAGAGACAAAACUGUUUUCAAUGAUGGACGACUUAGUAGCAGAACUCCAAAUACAGCUGGAAGAAGAUAGCGACGAGGAGGACAACACAUCGGUUAACGACGAAGGAAAGGGAAACAAAAACGAAGACCCUGUUCAAAAUACUGAUCAAGCAUGUAGAGCGGAGACACCGGAGGACGUAGAGAAAGAAAAUCACCGAGUAGAAUCACAGUACCAGCUUCGUCAGAGUGUCAAUAUAUUGCUUGAACAAGUUAUAGAAAUGAAAAUAUUGUUCAACCUGGACCAGACGAACCAUGUGAGGAACAAAAAUCACGAUAAGAUUAGUGCCAACAUCCAGAAAAAGAUAGAGCAAGGAGAGUACGAUGCAGAUCGAUUGGAACAUCUCAUGGGCGCAAUCUCUAGCUAUGCAAACAUGAAUUCGAGGAAAUCACGCAACUACGUAAAGACCAAAAAGAAAAAACGAAAGAAAAGGACAAACAAACACAAGCAGAGGAAGCCCACCGCUUCCGUACAAACGACGCAAUCGCUACAUAUUCUUCACGACUCUCUCUUGGCUUUGGAAGAGAAGUUUGCACGAGAAGACCAACCACGGCACUAGAUAAUGCACCGCGUGGACGGACCUACCGUUCACGAAGAGAAUCAGUGAUCCUGUAUGUUGAAUUAUAAAAGCGAAUUGUCGCAGUGAAAUCCUCUUACGAUAUCUAUUCUGGGUGAAAGACACUCAACUGCUCCGGGGAAGCUAGACACCGGAGCAGGAGAUCGUAUUUUCGUUGUCUGCAACUUCUCCUGUGUUGAGAUUGAAUCCAACAAAGCUUGAAUUGUGACCAUUAAAUUCCACUAGAUAGA
Pseudo-nitzschia multistriata is the source of this 1887-nucleotide messenger RNA. The record is from the annotation of a GenBank genome assembly. Lineage: Eukaryota; Bacillariophyta; Bacillariophyceae; Bacillariales; Bacillariaceae.